AGAAGAAGAAACUGGCAAGAAGAGAUACAAAUGGAAGGGCCGAUCUGAAUUCCGAGAGGAUUGCACCGAAAAUCUAUCGUCGUCGUCUUCUUCCUCCAAAAUUGGCUGGACCAGAGCUUGAUUCACGUUGCCUUGCCUGAGUGCUAAUAAUUACUAGUGUUGAGGAGAGAGAGAUAACAGUGUCAAAAUCUCUCUAUAUGUCCGUGGCUGCUGUUGCUGCUGACCCUCGGAAAUCUCACUCCGAGAGGGUGAGGAAGAAGAUGUGGAGGUUCUGUCCCUUAUGGCAGUCACCUUCUUCUUCUUCUUCUGAUGCUGCUGCUGCUGCUGCUGCACACAACAUACAUACUAGCACUAGCAGCCACACUCGAAUUGAAAACGCUGCUCUUCCAUCUUCCAAUUCUCUUUUAUCACUUGCCAGACCGUUUCUUCCAUCAAGGCGUCGCCUCCGUCUCGAUCCGGCUACCAAUCUAUACUUUCCCUAUGAACCGGGAAAGCAGGUGAGAAGUGCUGUUAGGAUUAAGAACACCAGCAGCAAGUCUCAUGUGGCUUUCAAGUUUCAAACAACAGCCCCAAAGAGCAGUUAUAUGCGACCGCCUGGAGGCAUCCUUGCUCCUCGAGAAAGCAUUAUUGCAACAGUGUUCAAAUAUGUGGAGCAUCCAGAGAACAAUGAAAAACCAUUAACUCAGAAAAGCAAGGCCAAGUUUAAGAUCAUGAGUCUAAAAGUCAAACAAGGGAUUGAGUAUAUACCCGAGCUGUUUGAGGAGCAAAAAGAUGAUGUAACUGUAGAGAGGAUAUUGCGUGUGGUGUUCAUGGAUGUAGAGCGGCCUGGUCCUGCAAUGGAGAAGUUAAAAAGGCAGCUGGCAGAGGCAGAGGCUGCUGUUGAAGCACACAAGAAACCACCUCAUUUGGUGGACACAAAUCCUCCUCCACCAGUCCGAGGAGGAGGAGGGGAUGGCCUUAUUAUAGACGAAUGGAAAGAACGAAGGGAGAAAUACCUAGCAAGGCAACAGGUUGAAGGUGUAGAUUCUGUGUAGUAGUAGUAAUAAUAAUAAUAAUAAGAGAACCACAUAAAAGAACGAUCAGAUCAGAUCAGAUGAGGCUGCCUGCCUGCCUGCCUGCCUGUCUGCCCCUACUUUUCAUAUCAUCAAAUCAAUGUUGUUAACUUGCUUGCUGCUUGCUACCCUCCCCUCCUCUCCUCUCCUUAUUUGUAUAUAUUUAUUUUAUCUGGAGAAGAAAUUAUACAAAUAAUAUAUAUAUAUAUAUAUAGAUUGAAAAUUUCCUCAAAUUUUAUUUUAUGUUCUUGUCUCC
Molecule: messenger RNA, 1308 nt
Organism: Impatiens glandulifera
Lineage: Eukaryota; Viridiplantae; Streptophyta; Magnoliopsida; Ericales; Balsaminaceae
Product: vesicle-associated protein 4-1-like
Exons: 7
Coding region: 198-1034 (278 amino acids)
Biological process (GO): endoplasmic reticulum membrane organization
Cellular component (GO): endoplasmic reticulum membrane; plasma membrane
Source: RefSeq, a predicted model, not a curated record